GGGGCGCGUGAUGUCAUCGGACGGCGCCGCGGCCGGGGCGGCGGGGUGUCGGCGCGAGCGUGGCAGAAUGAGAGGAGUGGAUGAACUGCAAUUAAUUUCUACAAAGUAAUAUUAAUCAAAAUGUUUUUGAUACAGGAAGUCUGAGUAUCCUUGCUCUUUGUGGAGGCAUCAUAAGUAAGAACUGGCCAAGGUUUUGUAAAACUGCCCGGUAGACUGGAACAUGGAGACGCAGCUAGACCCCAUGAAGGAUGACCUGCCCUUAAUGGCCAACACUAGCCACAUGCUUGUAAAGCACUAUGUAUUGGACUUGGACGUAGAUUUUAAAAGUCAAGUUAUUGAAGGCUUCAUAGUUCUGUUCUUGGAGACUGGGAGCAGGUGCAGGAGAGCCAGCAGUACCGGUGAAGAAGGCUGCCAGUCACAGUUUGAUGAAACCUGCAAAAUUAGGGCAUCGGAACAAGGCCACGUCCCUGUGUCAAAUGCAAGUGUCUGUUCAUCUAAAACGGAAUAUAAUGAUUUUGCUGUCUGUGGUAAAGGUGAAGAAGAUACUUCUGAUAAAAAUGGUAACCAUAGCAACGAGGAACAGGCUUCUGGGAUUUCUAGUUCAAAGAACUGCUGUGACAUAGAGAAUCAUGGGAACGAGGAUUUUCUGCUGGUGUUGGACUGCUGUGAUUUGUCUGUGCUAAAGGUUGAGGAGGUAGAUGUUGCUGCUGUGUCAGGCAUUGAAAAAUUCACAAGGUCUGCCAAACUAACUGAUGUUUCAAAGGAGCUGGCAAAUCUUAGGAAUCAGAUUGUACAUGAACUUGUGACUUUACCUUCGGAUCGCUGUAAGGAACAGCUAUACUAUUACACUUGCUGCAGCCAGGCACCUGGCUGUGGAGAGCUUCUGUUUACUACUGGCACUUGGAGCUUGGAGAUAAGGAAAUCAGGAAUUCAGACUCCAACAGACUUUCCUCACGCAAUUAGAAUACGGUACAAAACUAAACCGGAGGGAAGAUCUGUUACGUGGACUACAGACCAGAGCGGCAGGCCAUGCGUUUAUACGAUGGGAUCGCCAAUAAACAACAGAGCCCUUUUCCCUUGCCAAGAACCACCCAUUGCCUUGUCAACAUGGCAAGCAUCAGUCCGAACAGCUGCAAGCUUUGUUGUUUUAAUGAGUGGUGAAAACUCAGCAGAACCAGUCCAGCUUCAAGAAGGUAUCAUGAGCUGGUACUACUAUGUGACUAUGCCAAUGCCAGCAUCCACCUUCACAAUCGCUGUGGGAUGCUGGCAAGAAGUUAAACAGUCCUUCACACCUGCUGUCCAGACAAACAAUGAGUUUUCUUUGCCAUGUUCACAAGCUGAUUUCAGAUGGCAUGAAGAAAGCUGUGGACAUGUGGAAUAUCCCUGCCGUUUCCAAAGUCCUGCUGCCAGGUUGCAGAGAGUCAUUCCUUACAGAGUCUUUGCUCCAUGGUGCCUUAUGAAAUGCUGUGAAGAACAUCUACUUCAGCUUAUUCCUCAGUGCCUCUCAGCUGCUUACACCACACUGGGCACCCAUCCCUUUUCCAGGCUUGAUGUUUUGAUAGUUCCUUCCAACUUUUCCAGCCUGGGAAUGGCUAGCCCACACAUCAUCUUCCUGUCACAGAGUGUAUUACCUGGGGGGAGCCAUCUCUGUGGAACACGUCUGUGCCAUGAAAUUGCUCAUGCUUGGUUUGGACUGGCCAUUGGGGCUCGUGAUUGGACUGAAGAGUGGAUAAGUGAAGGAUUUGCCACUUUUUUAGAAGAUGUAUUUUGGGCUAGGGCACAACAGCAGAUGUCACAUGAUGAAGAAAAAGCACAGCAGGAAUUGAAAGCUUUACUUCGCUGGCGACGACUCAGAGAUGAGGUGCAGAAUUCUGAAGAAGAGCUGCAAGUUUUAAGGCCUAACAAGGAGAGCACAGGAGAAGUGAGUGAGUCUGGAGCAUCCAUUGUCAAGCAUGGUCUUAAAGCAGAAAAAAUCUUUAUGCAGAUUCACUAUUUGAAGGGUUACUUCCUUUUGCGGUCUCUGGCAAGGAGAAUAGGAGGGGCUUCAUACCUUGCAUCUUUACGAAAAUUUGUCUAUAAGUUCCAUGGACAGCUUGUCCUUUCUCAGGAUUUUCUUUCCAUGCUGUUGGAAGACGUACCUGAACAAAAAGAGUCUGGGUUAACCGUUGAAAGUAUCUUCACAAACUGGCUUGACACUUCCGGAAUACCAAAGCCUUUGCUGGAGGAGGGCGAGACGUGGAAGGAGAGCCGGCUCGUCCAGCAAGUGAGCGGCGAGGUCACAAAAUGGAUUCGGACAAACCAGAGGAUCAGAAAAAGCAGCAAAAAGAAAAGAAGGCAGGAUGAAGUCAUUUUCCAAAAGCUUCUCCCUGACCAGCUGGUCUUGCUUCUGGAGUAUCUCUUGGAGGAGAAGACAUUAUGUCCCAGAACACUACAGUGCUUAGAAGAAACGUACCAGCUCCGUGAGCAAGAUGCUGAGGUUCGUCAUCGGUGGUGUGAACUUGUUGUUAAACACAAAUACGUGCCUGGAUAUGGAGAUGUUGAGAAAUUUCUCAGAGAAGAUCAGGCAAUGGGUGUGUAUCUCUAUGGUGAAUUAAUGGUGAAUGAAGAUGCAAAACAACAAGAACUUGCAUACAAAUGCUUUGCUGCAGCACGAGAACAAAUGGACGUGUCCUCCGCCAAAGUGGUGGCCGAGAUGUUGUUCUGAAGAGCCCAGCUGCUGGAGCAGUGAGUUAGAUAUGCAUAGGCACUGGCUGGAGAGCACGGAGGGGCGUUGUUGUAAACUUUGUAAUGGAUUGUACAAGAGGCAACUGUAAGUCAGAAUGGCCAGGGAAGGCCAGGCUCCACCUGCAGUUGUUUUCCAUUCUGUAUUCUGAACUCUGUCUACAGCCUACACAAAAUUGCAACUCUGUGAGAAGCAUUUCUGCUUAACACAGCUGUGUGCUGACUUGAUAAGUAGGACAAACUUUGAAAAGAAUCUGAUCCCACAACAUAAUUGUGAAGUUGUACACUUGCAACCAAAUCUGAAUCAUGUGAGAACAACUUGUUAAUUCAAGCACAUUAAGCGUAGUCAGGUCUUUGAAGAAUGGUUAUAAGGUAAGAACAGCCUUAACAUAAAGAACAUGGUUAAUGUCAUACAUAAUCUAGCUUGUUUCUGAAAUUAAUGGGGAGGAAUCAACAGAAAAAGCAAAAUUGAAAGAAAUGUUCACAAAAUAAAGAUUGCUGCAGGCUACAAAUGGGUCACUUGCAAAGCUAUUUUGAAUUUCUCAGUCUAUUUGAAUUGCCUGAGGUAACCUCACAGUGUUUGUACAUGCAUGUUUAAUACAUAGCCAACUAGGGUUGGUAUGAACGUCUCUUUCAAUACAGCAUUCUUCAGAUUUUUGCUUCGUGAAUUAACUCAUCUGACAGACUGACGAUUGCCUUGGCUGUUCACCUAACUCUACAAUUGAUUUGUGGUAUCAACAUUAAGGCAUCUAAUUGAGCAAAAUCAUCAUUUUCUAAUUGGUAUCUAGCAGGAAUCUUGACUUUCUCCCAUUCAAGCCUGUACACGUAGCAGUACUUGGUAGUAAGUUCAAAUUGAAUUCAUGGCAUUUACUUUAUUUAUAUGAAAUACAGCAGAUACCAUGAAAUCAAGAUUGUUCUGUAUUGACAAGCACUGUCUGCCAGGAACACUUUAUGGGAAAUAUGGGUGAGACUAAAGAGUGCCAGGAUAGCAGUAAUGGGGAAAGAGAGUUGCUUUCUAAAACAGGUAGGGCUAAGAGACUUGCUUACGUGUUGCCAGUUGUCAGGAACCCACAGAAAACUUGAGUUACGUUCAAUAUCUUACAAUCUAGUAGAUGCCAGAAAGAUGGUGAUGCAGCUCAUUCUGGUACUACUGUGCUUGGCACUGUCUUCAUAUAAUCCUUAAAUAAUGAAAUAAAAAAUUUCUACAACUUCUGGUGGUAAGUAUCUACCUAGCACAGGAAUAUUAUGUAGUAUGUAUGUGCAGUAGUCUAGAAUUGCCUGUUUGACCUUUUAGACUAGAAAUGCAUGGCAAGCUACAAAAAAAUAAAUCUAAAGAUGCCAUUAGGAGUGUGACUGUGUGUCUGCACAGCUUUCUUGUAGUGUUGUGGCUGUUUGGGUUCCUGGCAUGAUGAUUUGUGAGUUAAGAUUAAAAUCACAUUGCCAGGGAUUACCACAUAGCCAUGACCGCAGCUGCUACUCUGAAAAUCUCCAUAACUAUCUGAUACGUGUACACUGUGGCAUCCUCUCCAUCCAUUAAACAAAAAAAGUCCAAAGAGGAAAGGAGCAGACGCGUCACGGAAGAACCUCAUCUGAUAAAUAGUUGUACUCAGACGGAGACCUCUCUGGCGAGGUGCAGAGCUUAGCUGAUUGGUGAACAGUGAUUGUUUCCCUCUUUGUUCACAGUGGCUAAGUUCUGCACCUGAAGAGAAGGUGAGAUGAGGACGUUUAAGUGUCAGCCUGCGUGGGGCAGAGAGCACUUGAUGCCUGAGAUACGUUGCUGCUUGGCGGGCAGUUUUAUAAUAAGUGCUUGUGCGCAGAUACAGUACAUAGAGGCUAACGGGCAAAGAGGCUUAGGAAGGACCACAGGCUUUUUUUGUAGUUGAAAAUAAACAUCGCUCCUAAAAUUCUCAGUCUGACUGCAAAAGGAGGGUAUGCCCUACAGUAGCUUGGUUACUGAGCUUUUCUAAAGGUCAUAGGAAAUAAAUGUUUGCGAUGCUAAACUGGAAUUGUCUAUAAAGCUUUGUUUUGUAGGCUCUUCUUUAACGGAUGCUCUCAUGACUUCUCUGCAGUUGUAGCUUAGCAUUGUGUAUCGUUCGCAGGAAAUGAUUGUUUCCGACUGGAGCUGCCACUUACGGCUGCUGCUGUUGUUCCAAGCGUUGAUGGACCCGUCCUCCGGUGCCUACUGAGCUGAUAUCAGUUCUGAUUUUACACACUGGCUCAGUUCAGCAGGAACAGGAGUCGAGCCCUAGAGCAAAAAAUAAAUAAAUAAAAUAAAGUACCUUUCUAGGAGCCUUUGAGAAAUGUUGUUACUGUUUUCUCUCUAAAAUCAAAUUAGUACACAUUACGCUGUCCUGACGUUAAACACCAUUCGCUUAAGGUGGACAAGCUACCUCAGUACUGUUUAGAGAACUGUUGGCUUAAGACGAGAAGGUAUGUGGAUAUGUGUAACAUCACACAGCAUUGCUCCAGUAACUGACCUCCAGCAUUGUUUUCAGAGUAACCUGCUAAUAACCGGGGGAAUUGCUUGUCCUUUGGCUCUUUCAUGUCUUCUCCAAACAUUGUUGUGGUAGCUCUAAGGAGGUCUCCCUUCUGGGUACCCAGACUUCUUAUCUCAGAAAAUAUAAGGGGAAACAGUGUUUUUAAAAAUACAGUUAAAUAAUUUAGCUUUGUAACUACCGUUAUGCUCUACUAGUAAGCUUAAAAAAAUAAAUCAUUUGAAAGACUGGGCCAAUCAAGAAUGCACAGAUAACCCUUUAUUGUGACAGAGUAAUAACUUUUGCUGCUGUUUCCGUUGCAGGAAAGAUCACAGAGAAAUUCUUUUAAUAUAUCUCCUACUAAACCCUGGUGGUACUAGGAUUUCAUUGACCCAAGACAUCAAAGGAAGGAUUAUGUGACUGCUAAAACAAUCAGCUGACAGAAACAUUUACCUUUCAGUAUUUAUGUUUUCCAGAGGCUCAGUGUAACCAAGAACAGGUAAAAAUGCACAUGCACAAGACCAGCUACACACAAGGAUACACACACUCUAGUGUGCCUCUAGGUAGUUUUUUAAUACCACAGUUGGGGUCUUAUCCUUGCUGUUUGGUGGUACAACUGUUGCAGUUUGCAGAGGCCCAAGGACUCUUGACUUGAAUGAUUUUAUGUACUCCAGUAACUUGGCCAAACACAGGAACUGCUGAAAUUUGAUAACACUGUAUUCUGUGCUUAAAAUUUUGUUUGUAACUUCAAUGCCAAAUUAAAAAGUUAACAUAAAAUUAGAUGGAUGGCUGGGAUGGGGAAGUUAACUGGAAGACGGAAUAAUCUGUGGAAGAUGACCAACCAGCGAUCUGGUGAUUGGAUGCACCGAAGCAAAAAUUAAGAUCAGGAUUUUGUCCGUGUCUUGUUUAGGUUGACUUCUACCAGAACUGUACCUUUCAUUUUCCGGAAAUUUCUUCCAUACCUCUGUGCUGCCCCUUUUUUCUUAGUGAUGUAUCAAAUGCAGCUCUUCUUUUCUAGGAAUGUACAGCUCCACUGAUCACAAGACAUCUAAGCUGUUCUUUUCAGAGAGACUUUAAAACAAAAGCAUUUGUGAACAUAUUUACUUUGUAUACUAUUGUUUUACACUGUACACUUGUAAAAAUAAAUAUUUUUUCAAAUA
Cygnus olor (mute swan) is the source of this 6355-nucleotide messenger RNA. RefSeq names its product aminopeptidase O (putative) (gene AOPEP). Gene Ontology annotation, cellular component: nucleolus. Gene Ontology annotation, molecular function: metalloaminopeptidase activity; zinc ion binding. The record is from RefSeq and is a predicted model, not a curated record. The transcript is spliced from 17 exons. Bases 221 to 2704 code for a protein of 827 amino acids. NCBI's taxonomy places the organism in Eukaryota, Metazoa, Chordata, Aves, Anseriformes, Anatidae.